Drepanopeziza brunnea f. sp. 'multigermtubi' MB_m1 is the source of this 639-nucleotide messenger RNA. The record is from RefSeq and is a predicted model, not a curated record. Lineage: Eukaryota; Fungi; Ascomycota; Leotiomycetes; Helotiales; Drepanopezizaceae.
AUGGCAGAAUCUCGGUUCCUCCUGAGCUCCCCCUUCUCCAUUAAUGGCGGCGCCUGCGUGGCAAUGGUCGGCAAGGACUGCGUAGCCAUAGCCUGUGAUCUGCGCCUCGGUCUCCAAUCCCUAACCGUCAGCAACAAUUUCCCCAAGAUCUUCUCCUACGGCGACGUCUACCUCGGCCUCACGGGGCUCGCGACGGAUGUUUCUACAGUGUCUGAUCUCUUCCGCUACAAAGUCAACAUGUACCGUCUCCGCGAGGAGCGCAAUAUCUCGCCUUCGACCAUGGCCAACUUAGUUUCUUCCUCCCUGUACGAGAAGCGCUUCGGCCCAUACUUUGUCAGUCCAGUAGUCGCAGGUAUCGAUCAAAAGAGUGGGAAGCCGUUCAUCUGUGGGUUCGACAGUAUUGGGUGCAUUGAUUUCGCCAAGGACUUUAUUGUCGGCGGGACGGCGAGUGAUCAGUUGUUUGGUACCUGUGAGGGACUUUGGGAGCCGGACUUGGCGCCAGAGGACCUGUUCGAGACCAUCUCUCAAGCCCUCCUAAACGCAGUUGACAGGGAUGCAUUGUCCGGUUGGGGUGCUCACGUCUACAUCAUCGAGAAGGAUAAGGUCACGAAGCGGUUAUUGAAGGGUAGACAAGAUUAA